Molecule: messenger RNA, 2742 nt
Organism: Carassius auratus (goldfish)
Lineage: Eukaryota; Metazoa; Chordata; Actinopteri; Cypriniformes; Cyprinidae
Product: WAS/WASL-interacting protein family member 2-like
Exons: 8
Coding region: 460-1698 (412 amino acids)
Molecular function (GO): actin binding
Source: RefSeq, a predicted model, not a curated record
CUUAUCGGAUGCAAUCGGAUUUUUUCGGCCUCCUGCUUCGUGAUUUCCGGGAUUUCGUAGAAGUGGGUUCACAGAAGCCCAUGGUCCACGGCUGAAACAGUAUCGCCCUCAAACAUUGGGCAGCGAUGUUAAGAGCAGCAAGACAUCCGGUUUCGUGAAUCUUUGCCUUCUGUGCUUUCGGUUGACGCUGUGAACUGGUCGGAAUGAGUUUACAGAGUUGGUCAGUAUGACAGCAGACCACAGUAAGCUCUCGUCCCAAUAGUUACUUUAGUCACCACUUGUUGUUUUUUUCCGUCGGCCAGUCAAACAGCGGAUCAUCGGCGAGAGUGCAGCCGGUUACUUUUGAACAUUAAUGCUGUUUGGGACAAGACCGCACAUUGACAGACAGAGUUUUUGUGAGAACCUCAUACGAACUGCUGAAGAUUGAGGUGACUGUCGACAUCUUCCAAAUUUGCCAGGAUGCCUAUUCCUCCUCCCCCCCCUCCGCCUGGACCUCCACCAGCCCCCACCUUUAACCAGGCAAACACUGCAGCUCCGAAACUUCAUCGAGAUGAAGCGAAAGGAAGAGGAGCUCUGCUCUCAGACAUCUGCAAAGGCACCAAACUGAAGAAGACCACUGUGGUCAAUGACAGAAGUGCACCUAAAAUUGAAACUCGAGGUGGCAGCAGUGGUGGAGGUGGAGGUGGAGUUGGUGCUGGGCCAAUGGGAGGGCUGUUCAGUGGAGGAGUGCCCAAACUACGACCAGUCGGAGACAGCUCCGUAGGAAGGUCAGCGGUGCGGCCGCCUGCCUCUAGACCUUCAGUACCUCGAGCUCCAGGUAAUUCUGAACCAGCCAGCUCCAGUCGCUCCACACCUCCAGAACAGGCACGAAAUCAACGUCCCUCUCUGCCAGACUUCUCCAAAACAUCUGCUACCAGCAGCUCCUCAAAACCCACUACCUCUGCUCCACCUCCACCACUACCAUUCAAUCGUGGUGGCAAUCGCGGACCCUCCCCAGGCCAACAGGGUUCUGGGGCACACAGUCGUGAGAAACCCUUUCCAGAACCACCUGCAAGCAAGGGGCCUACACUGCCACCAUCUUCUCCUCUGGAUGGGCCUUCAAGACAUCCCCCCGUUUCAUCUCGCUUCUCUUCAUCCUCCUCCCCUUCCUCAAAUGCACCUCCUCCUUAUCGUCAGCCGACUAAUGCUGCAAAUGGCAACUCGGCCCCUGAGUUGCCACAGAGACGAAACUCGCUGAACAAGAGAAGCCAUGCCAAUGCUCAGGCUCCCCCUCCUCCACCCCCUGCCCACCAGAACAGACGACCUGCACCACCAUCACGCGAUCCAGUGGGGCGUAGCACAGCUCCUCAGGUUAUUCCUCAUACAUCUCAUAACGGGGUUCGGCAAAUGCCACCCCCUUACCGCGGGCCACAAACAUCUUCUGAACCUCCUAGUCGAGGGAAGCCCCCUCCUCUCUCCUCUACUGGACGCCAGUCUUCAGGACAUGCACCUCCUCCUCCUCCACCUCUCCGCAAUGGACAUGCGUCAUCUGCCCCCAAGUCUUUUUCUGAUGAUUUUGAGUCCAAGUAUUCCUUCCACCCAAUAGCAGACCUUCCCCCGCCUGAAGAAUACAGACCCUUCCAGAAGAUCUAUCCCAGCCAAAACAUCAAGACUUUAGUGAGAGGUGUUCCUCCACUGCCUCCAGUUGGAGGAAGAUGAACACUGUUCGGAGAAGUGAAGGACCACGAAAAGCUGACGUAUAAACACAUACACAAAUACGUACAUGCGUACACAGUAUGUAUUUAUGUGUGUCUGCCACACAAACAUUAAUUACACUUUCAGAUACAUCUCAAAAUGUGACAUCUUUCAUAGGGCAGCACUAUGAACACCUACAUGAUCUCUGAUUCAGACCACUCCAGAAUGCUGUACCUCUAGACCUAAAAACACUGUGCAAUAUUCCUGUGCUGCCUAGAAAUGCACCUUUCAAUAUUUUCUCAGAUGACAGCAGCACAGCAAUGUGAAAGCAUACAACUGCGGUUAACAUGAAGCUUGAUGUGUACAUUACAAAACAAAUAUUUUUUAUUCAAUGACAAAAUGUGUAGCACUUGUAAAUUAUUGAUGGCUAUGGAUAUCAGACAGUCAUGUCGUUUUAUAUAUUUUUAUUCUUCUUAUUUUCCUUUUAUUUCCAAAUCAGUCAGGAAUGAGUUCAAUUCUGAAAGUGUUUGCUUACACUGCAAAGGCCAUGAAACAGCCUUGUACCUUGUUCAUUCCACAGCUGUGUUUUCCUCCUCACACUACAGAGUAAGAAAAUAUAACGGCCAGUAUGGUCGCGUAGGUUUUAAGAGAAGCUGAUUUUAAAAUAAAUAAUAAUAAUAAUAUUCUUUUUGAAUCUAAACGACAAAGUGCCUUUGGAUCUGUUGGAGACUUGGUCUUGUUGGAGAUCUGUGUUUUUGAAACCGUACACAAGUAGUGCAAUCUUCUGGCUCUUCUGCACACUUCCACCUGCUGGAGACCAAUGUUUCUGGGUCAUUUAUAGACUGCAUUUUCAUUUCAGGAAAUCAAUUUAAGUAGAUUUUGAAUAAAACACUACAUGUUUUUUUAAUGAAGAGACCAAGUACUUUAAUAAUGUUAUAUAGGAUUUUAAUAAUGUUAUAUAGGAGUAUAGAACUGUAUAAUUGGGAUUUGGUGAACAAUAAUUCAGACUUUUUGAAUGUCUUAAAAUAUGUGUCAUUGUUAUUCUGAAAUAAAAGGUGGGAAUGGGUA